Messenger RNA from Homalodisca vitripennis (glassy-winged sharpshooter), 8845 nucleotides. RefSeq names its product wiskott-Aldrich syndrome protein family member 3 (gene SCAR). Gene Ontology annotation, cellular component: cytoskeleton. Lineage: Eukaryota; Metazoa; Arthropoda; Insecta; Hemiptera; Cicadellidae. Gene Ontology annotation, molecular function: protein kinase A regulatory subunit binding; actin binding; Arp2/3 complex binding. Bases 198 to 1922 code for a protein of 574 amino acids. The record is from RefSeq and is a predicted model, not a curated record. Gene Ontology annotation, biological process: actin cytoskeleton organization; positive regulation of Arp2/3 complex-mediated actin nucleation. The transcript has 10 exons.
CUGGUGAGUGGUGUCGCUGUUGCGUUAUUGCACGGUAAACUCUAUGGUGGUUAUUAGGGCAUUGGGAGUAUCUCUACGCCAUCUUAGAAUAUUAAAAAAGUGUUCAAGAUUAUUUAUUUCUAGCUAGGAUGUGAUUGCCCUAGACAAGAAGAAAAAUUAAUUUCUAGAUCUUGAAUCUAUGAAAAGCUGAAUGGGAAAUGCCACUUCCAAAAAGGCUAGUUGAACCCGUGCAUGUUGCACGAAACACCAUCCCUGAUGACUUCCCCCUACCCUCUGAGCUAGAGGCAGCUACAAAUGGAACUCUCGCCAAUGCAGUUAGACAGCUUUCAAGUCUCAGCAAACAUGCUGAGGACCUGUUCGGAGAGCUGGCCCGAGACGCUCAUGUCCUCGCGUCGAGAGCCAACUCUCUCCAGGCACGCAUCGACCGUCUCGCAGUCAAGGUCACACAGCUCGACAGCAACGUGGAAGAAGUUUCGUUGCAAGACAUCCACAUGAGGAAAGCAUUCAAGAGCUCAGUGGUAUUUGACCAGCAAGUUGUAUCAAGAGACACAAUGCCAACAGCAAUGUUAGAGACUUACAAGCAGUGUGACAAACCACCUCCUCUGGACAAACUCAACCCAUUCAGAGAAGAUGGAAAAGACGGGCUUAAAUUUUACACAGAUCCGGAUUACUUCUUCGACUUAUGGCGUCAAGAAAUGCUGAAAGAUACUGAACGAAUGAUGCACGAUAAAGGAAAACGACCACAUCGACCGAGGACUGAGGGUGGAGGAGGAAGGCACAAGAAAAGAGUACGACAGCCCCACAACACUCGGGAACGGCAGAGACAGUUGGCUGUGGGACACGGAGAGUACAUCAUGCCCCAGACUUCACACUACAGAACACCUCAGACUCAGAACUAUCACCAGUUGCUGCCAGACGACGGCAUGAUGGGCCUGGUGAUGAUGGACGGUCGGCCGCCCAGACCCAACAGUAUUGAGCUUCGGCGCAGCUACCCCUCGGAGCAGGUAGAUGCUGUGUACAGCCCCCACCCCCACCCGGACAUGCACAACCCACCUGAUAUGAUCUACAGUAGGGACAAUUAUGUGAUGAAUGAAGAUAACGUGUACGGCCAGCACACCACCAAUAUACCAUCACACUACGCUCCAGGAUCCAUGAUGGAGUAUACCAGUCCUACAGGAACCCCCAGUAGAGGAUCUAGAGCUUCGUCGCAGAGGCCCUCUCAGCCUCCCCCCGCACCUCCCAGCAACACCAAUUCCCAGACCAGUACACCCACGGUUUCGUCAACUACAAACACCCCCACCAGGGGAAGGAGCAUGAGCACUGGCAGAGAGACAUUGCCCCCGCCCCCUCCCCCGCCCGUGGAGACCCCCACCACCAGUCCUCAGACUGUGCAGAUGUCAUCGUCUCCACGGACGUCUCUGACUCCCGAGCCUCUGCCUCCACCUCCACCCAUCCCAGACCUCCCACCCCCACCCUGCAACAUACCACCCCCACCCCCUCCACCCCCGCCCAUGCCGGUGGCUAAUGGACCAACCACACAGUCGACAUCACCGCCACCACUCAUCAUAAACGGAGAUGUUGGAAAAUCACCUGUGAAACAGAUAUUAUCGACUUCACCUCCUAAAAUGUCGCCUCCAAAGCAACUAGGGGAUAUUAUAAACUCUGCUUCAAUAAACGCCAUUCGUCCCAAGCAAGUACCGCAGUGUGACCCACGUUGCGACUUGUUGAAGGCUAUUAGGGAUGGCAUCAAACUUAGAAAAGUGGAGAAGAACGAGCAAAAGGAAGGAGAACGGACGAAUGCGCUGCACGAUGUUGCGUCCAUCCUCGCCCGUCGUGUGGCGGUGGAGUUCUCCGACAGCGACUCGGCCUCGGGCAGCGAGUACGACAGCGAAGGCUGGGGGGAGCAGGAGACGAGUGCUUAGGCUACGUACAACAGCAAUAUUAUUAUUUGGGUGUUUGGCAGAUAUGAAACAACUCCUCAGUCUGUUUACGGCAGAGGUAAUGGACAUGAAUUAGGUAUUAAAGUAAGUAUAGAAUCGUUUUGGCAAAAUUUUUAGUUUGUAUUAUUUUUUGUAAAAUGUUUUGUAGAAAAAACCUAAACCAUUCAUUUAUAAAAGGCAGUGGUGGUUUUAAAAUAUUUAAUAUUUUAUCUUUCAGACAUUUGGAGUAAUAGCUUUUUGAAAUAGUUUAUGUAUAAAAUAAUAAUAUUUGUUGUUAUUCUACAAGUAAAAUAAUAUUUAAAAAAUCUUGUGGAUGCUGCAAAAUAUUAAAACAAAUGACUUGAUUAGAUAUAUUAUAAUGUUUAUUUGUGCUCAAGAUAAAUAUACUGCAUUAUCAACGAAUUCGUACAAAACAUACAAUGUAUGUGCAAAAAGAUUAAGGAUAUAAUGACUAUUACCUCUGCAAAAUAAAACAUAUCAAAAACAGCCCCCAUAAGAGUUUAAGUUCAAAGAAACAAGUUCAAUUUGGCACUAUUUAUUUAUUAUUAGGUGCUCGUUAACUGUGUCUGUGGUAUUGUUUUAAAUUGUUUUUGUUUUUAAAUAUUAUGAUUAUUGUUUGCAGUAGUGAAUUUCAGAUCCCAAUGUGUUUUAUGUUGGAGUGUGUUAUUUUUGCAUUAUGGGAAUCAUUUUUCUUUUCUUUAAUAUUUUAGUGUUGAAAAUACAAUUUAACUUUACUGGUAUGUCAAAAAUUCUCAAAAUAGGUAAUUAGUUUUUAUUAUUGAUUAUUUUACAGGGAGCACAAUAACAUUUUUUCUAACUUUGCUUGAACCCUUGAAAGAUUGCAGGGCCCCGACCCCAGUAGCUCAAAGAAUAUAAUGCAUUCCACUUUGCAAAAGUUAACUUGAUACCAUUUCCUAUUGAUAUUGUAUAUUGUAGCUACUCAUUAUGUAUAUAAUGUAUGUAUUUAUGUAAUAGUCAUGGCAGAUCUAAUAGGCUUAUGUAUUCUAACGCCUUAUCAAAAUGUAUAAUCUCAAAAAUUUUACUUCUCAGAAAUUAUUAGCAGUAUUGCUGUACAAUACUUACAUUAUUAUUCUUAGAUAAAAAUGUUCUCAGUUGUUUUUUAUACAUUGCACGUAGGUGCCCAAAUUAAUACAAAGUUAAUAUUUAGUCAUGCAGAUAUUUUAACAAGUACGUCUUUAACCUCUAGAGCUUUAUGUUUAGUUAUAGUCAUAUUCAUAUUUUACUGUUAGAGAUGCAAAUAUUUUUCUGUAUUUUGAACCGGAACGGUUCCCAAUUUACAAUUAGUGAGUUAACCGAUCUUGUCGAUAUUUUAUUGCCUAUGGUCAAUUUGUAUUGUCGUAGAAUAGUUACAAAGAAUAUAAGUAGAGAUAAAUAUUUAUUUUUUACGCAAAGGACAACAUAGAUUGACAAAAACAUUUCCAUAUACACGAACUCAUCAACACGUUACAUACAGACACAUACACACAACACAGACUAUAUAAUUUAAGUUACCAGUCAAUUGAUCGUGUUGUUCUUUGCGGAUGAACGUUUUUAUAGAUACUGUAAGAUAAUUAUAGGAAUGAACGUGUUAAUUCUUGUAUCUGUCCCCUUCCUUAAUAUUUCCAUCGUUAGUUCCAUAAUUUUAUCAAAUGAGAUUCGCCUAAAUUAAUAAUAUGUGUACCUGUAUAUAUUUAUAAAAGUGUCUAGUGAAAUAAAUUCAAAAUGUUGAUAGUAGCUCUUAUAAGACGUGUGAAUAAUUGAAUUGAACUUAAUAUGAUACUGUUUUGGAUUCAAUCAUAUUUUUUUUUUUUUUUUACUUAGAAAACGAAUUAUUGUAAUUGAUCGACUCUAAGGUAAAUUUAUAAGAUGAAUCAAGAAUAAGACCAAUUGUUUAAAAUGAAAUUUGUUAUAUAAACAUUUAACAUACGAGUUUUGAUAGAUAGGGAAAAAGGGUGGGCCUCUAUCAGAUCGGAAGGUUUAUUCCUCUUUUAAACAUACAGACUACACACAAAUAAGGUAUUUUUUUUACCCAGUGUGCACUUUGAAAAUCAAAUUGGUUACUUAUUUUAGCAAAUAACUUUUUACUAUGGUUUUGGAUAUAUCCCGAUAAGAUAAUUAAUAAUAAAUUAUUAUUUUGUUGUAAUAUAUUACUACCUACAUUGAAAAUAUAACAAAAACUGAAAACUCCUUUAUACUAUCUAAAAUAAAAGCAAAUACUCUAUUUACUUUGACAGUUCCAAGAAUCUAUGAUCAUUUUAGGAGGUUUGUUAGAAAAAUAUUUUAUGGACUUUUAAAAACGUUGAUUUACAUCACUAAAUUAUUUUUUUAUAAAAGUUGAAUAAUACUUUUUUCUGUUUGAAGACAAAAAAUAGUAAGGAGUUUGUCUAAUUAAGCCUAAAAAUUCGUAAGAGACAUAAUAAAUACUCCAGAUUUGGACUGAUGGCUGGUUGAAAACUUCUGAAUUUAAUUAUUCAAUACAUUUUUUUCAUCAUGUUGGUACACUGCUUCCUUGAAUUGGUCUUGGGUUAGAAGUACAGUAUCAGUAUGCAUCUUGUUUGGAUUGCCCUCAAGAACGGCUUAUAGUCUCACACAGUUGUGUGUAGAAGACCUUAAAAGUUUCCGGAAAUUCGUUUGUCUCGCUCCACAAACCCACAUGUGCAAACAGAUUUAUAUCCUUGUCCACUUGUUCAUUAUAUCUGUAAGCCAUUCUUUAAAUUUUCAACCCCAUCCUUUACUUUAUGGUAGAUCAUUGAAAGUUUCAUCACGUAGUUCUGGCUCAUUCUUUGGGAUUUCAUCAAUGCCACAUCCUUUUCCUAGCCAAAAACUAUCAGACUUCUGAACCGUACUUCAUGGAUUCUGGCAGCCUUGUUCCAGUGUUUGUUGCUCGGUUACAGCUGACGUGUUGGAGCUGCCCGCAGCACAGAUAGUGUGAGACGGUUGUAAAGUCACCUUACUUGCGAUAACUAACACAGUACUUCAAGGGCUAUUCCAAAAGUAACUAAUAUUUGGUUAUUUAAAAAGCACCUAAUCAGAUAUACAUAUUUUACCAUAUGCAUUUGAAAACUACAAAUUUCCCCUAUUUUUUGUUACACAAUUGCCAUUAAGAUUUAAGCACUUAUCAUAUCUUUUGACUAAUUUAGAAAUGCUUUUUUUUAAAAAAAAAAUUGGUGCCUUUAGCAAGCCAGUGACAGCGUCUUUGAGUUAAUCGUCAUCAUGUAAACGCUGAUUUCUAAAACCGAUUUGGAAAUUUGGGGAAAUUUAUCCUAAAGUUCAAGAGAUUUUGAUACGUCGAUCUUCUCUAACUGUUUCGUUUAUCUUGUCAACAAGUUCAUCACUCACCACUGAUGGGCCAGCCACUUUUUUCUUCGUUGUUGAUGUUUGUUCGUUCACUUUUAAACAAGCAAAUCCAGUUCCGUAAGAUUCCUUCAUCCAUAAUGUAUGGCCCAUAAAUGGCGCAAAGUUCUCUACGAAUAGCUGCCGCUGAAUAUUGUUUUGCUGUAAAAAAACUGCACGCCAAACACUUCGCAUGUGGCGGAAAACUCAAUUGCAACACAUUAAGCAAAGCUAUAGAAAAUCACUGAGCACUUGUACGAUCUUCUAACUGCCACGGCUAUCUCCACUAGUACCAGUGUUGUAAGUGAACUGUGGUUACUUUUGGAACAGCCCUCGUAUAUGUGUGGAUAUCAAAUUGUACAUAAGAUUUCUAUUGCAAUCACAUCUGUGGUCCAUUGGACAGCGUCUUUUGAAGACUGCAAAGGUUCUUCUCAAACAGUCUUAAUCUCCUCUUAGAAACUAAUGGAGAAACCCAUGGACUUGGUGAAAUUUUGUCUUGAAAAUUUGUGUUUUGUUAACUCAGAAGCACGUGAAGCAUUAAUAAAAGAAGCUCCGUGUGUAUUAGAGCCUGCAGAAUAAGCUUUAAAAAGACUGUCAGUGUUUGAAAAAAAAGAAAAAAAAAUGGAAUCGUUAAACUGUAUCACGUUUUCUUGAAGUUCUCUAAUUUAAUAUUCAUUUGAUUUGUUACUUGCCUCUUAUAUUAUAAUCUAAUUGUAAUAUUUAUUUAUUUUCUAAUAUUUAAGAACUGCACAAAUUUUGUUAUAUCUUUUUAAGUCAUAUUUUAGCUUUAUUAUUUUACUUGUUAUUGUAUUUCAAAUUCCCAUUUUUUCUACACUAUGAGUUGAAUAAAGUUAAUAAUAAAACAAAAAUCGUACGUACAUUACUGUUCUUAUCUAAAUAAAUUUUCUUCAUUACCCUUUUUUACUCAUUUUAAAUCGAUGAGUAUCAGUAUGUAAUGUAAGUUUUAUUAAAUCUGAAGAUACCGAAUAAGUAUGUAAUUAUUAUUCUUUAAGGAGAACAUAUUUAAUUCCAACCACAGCAUCUAAACCACUAAAGUAACAAAUCUGCCAGAUUAGUGGGGGUAUAUUGUUGCAGAGUUUGUUUGCCAAUUCCUAUUACACAUUUCUGCAAGAGGACUACUAUUUAUCUUUACAUUCCAGUUGUAAAGAAUGUUUGAAAACUUUCCUAGAAAUGUACUGUAGUUUUUAAGACAUUUAACUAGUAGGAAAUAGGGUAGUAAGAAAAAAAUAACAGAUAUAUAAAAUUUAAUUUAAACAUUUGUUAUAUUAUUUUACAUUUUAUACAACGCUUUAAAAUCAUUUGUAUGCCAUUUUUAUUGCAUGCACCACAUAUUUAAGUAAAACCUAGUGAAUGCUUAGUUGUUGCCGAGUUUAAAUUCAGCCUCUGAUAAAUUCCAUUUAUCUGAAAAAAAAAACAUUUUUUUACUGUCAUGUUUUUUUAUUUUUGCACUGCAAUAUUGCAGUAGUGUGGGCUUCCAGCCAUUGUUGACAAUGUGAAAAUUACCGUAAAACUUUGCAACACUGUAUUUGGUUAUGUUCAAACAUUUUUAUGCAUAGUCAUUAUCUCUGCUAUGGAAUUCCUCCUCUUAUGAUGGAAGAAUUUAUAUCGUUCCUUCAUAUUGUGUUCAUUUUAAUGAUCAUUAUUAUCUGUUUCUUCUGGGUGUUCACACUAGAAGUAUCAUUAAUGAUAAAAAUAUACUAGCUGCCAGACACAACAAAAGCGUGUGCUUUUCAGAAAGUCUUUGGACAAGAAGCUUAUAAAUUGCACCUAGGUCUACAAGAACCUUUGCGCUGAUUCCGGAGUGACAGGAUAUUCUGGAUAGGUAAGGUUUGGGGUAGAGGCUGCCUCCUAUUGAGGUCCAUGAGGAAAAGUUUAGGGCACUAAUCUCAAGUCACGUCCAUUCGAAAGAAGGGAAUGCCAGCUCUGAACCAGCCUCUCCAGUCAAAGCAGGCAGGGGGUGGUACACCCUUGUGUUGAGGUUAGGGAAUGAACCCCACCAACUCCAACAGUCCUCUCCCGCAGUAGACUAGACCUAUCCAAUUGCCCAUUAAACCCCAGAAUCUCGACAUUUGCAGUUAGUGAUGUGCCGCUCCUGGACAUCCAUAAGGUUGUUCAGAUUUAAGUGACACAUCGGUUUUUGCUGUGCCCAGUGGUAGGUUCAACUGGAAGGUAUAAAUCAUCCAGAAGUGAUCCCUGCUGAGUUGAUUGAGUGAUUAGUUAAUAUAUAACGUUUCACUCGAGACCUAGACCUGUUUUAACUUGAAACAUUUUCUCUAGACUGUUGUGUUGAAUUUGCAUUAAAAAAGUCGUAUUUAAUUAAUUUCCAUCAGAUGUAAUUGACUGCCAAAUUUUUAAAUUUCAAUAAUUAGAAAAGGAUAUGUUAUAUAUUGAUUGAUCUCCAAUAAACAUCGGUAACUUCAAGAGGAUGUUCUUUGUACCAAUAGGAACCGUAACUGACAUAUCCCUCAAAUAUUCCUUUCUGUCAGCUAACGAGAGAGUUUUUAACCGUUGAUACUUCUUUUGUGGACACUUUAUUCUCAAGUUGAUCUCAACUUCUAUCCAGUAACACACAGUUCAUAUUCCACUAAUUAGUUUCACUUUGUCAAUUUUACUCUUAAUCAUAGGUUGCCGUAUUUUUUUGGUUCAAAUUUUAGUAUUUUUUUCAAAUGUUAUGGGUGAUGAGUGAAAUGUUCACUGUGUGAAAAAUGAUUACUGUUCUUAUGUCAAGAUGAAUGUAUAUAAAAUAAAUGUACUACAAUCUUCUAUUAUAUCAAAAACUCAUUUGUAUGCGUUUUUUUCAGUUUGUAAUGAACGUUAAUUCAUAGAGUUGUAUUACAUUUUUUUAAAUCAUACUUAAGGGUUAUUUACAUCAAAAUAUUGAGAAGUUUUCAUGAUAAAUCAAUACUUUUUAUUAUUUUUAUUUGAUUCGGAUUAGUUUCAAUUAAUUUUGAUUGCCAAUUUCUUUUUCUUUUAUUUGUUGAAGAUAUCACCCUAAAUUAUUACUUGAUUUAUAUUAUAUAUAUAUAUAAUUUAUUUGAACGAUGUACAGUUGUUUUCUUAUUUUCACCGAUUGUAUAUAACAGAUGAAAAACGAGUUUCUAUAGGAAUGUGUUGGAUGAAGUCGUAUUUACACUAGAACAUGGUACAAGACCAGUCGGUACACUUGUAAAUAUAUGUAUUAUAUAUGUAGAAAGGAUUGGAUUUUUGUAUCUAGUGUAAUGCUUUCUUUAUAGAAAAUUAUGCUUACUUUUACCAAAGCUAAAGUAAUAUUCUUUUUAAUUACCAUUCGUGUACAGAGACAUUUUAACUAAACAGAUAAAAGAGUUUUAUAUAGCAUCAAGGUUUGUCAGAUUAGUGUGUACAAGUGAUGGUGAUUUUGAAUGUGUACACAUACCCCCUCAACCUGGUAUGUGUUAUAUUUAUUUCUGAUAAUUAUUAAGCUUUCAAAGCUCAGUUACUGUUGGGAUAUUAGUAACCAUCCAAUUACAAACUACUCAUGGUAUAUAUCUUAUAAAUUUAUAAAGAAAUAAAUGUUGAUUAAACAAUUAAAA